AAUUUCCCAGGAGGUGGUGAAGAGAGAUAGAGAGAGACAGCGUCUAUUUGAAGGUCAAACAAACGGCCAACAAAAAAAAUCACGCCGGUGUUAUCUCUUCGUGUCUCGAUCCCUUUAUAGUUGCUUUAAUUAAUGCAAUCAUCUGAUCGUCAGUUACCGGCGAAGGUCGGCGUUGGCGGCGGCGGCGGCGGUGGAGGAGAAGUUACAGCCGGCGGUAAACUUCCGGUUAGAGGACUUUGAUUAUGAAGAGAAGCCAAGACAGCACUAUAGGUAAAAACGUCGUCGGCAAUGGCUUCAUCCCUAACUCUCUUCGCUUCAUUUCCUCUUGCGUAAAGACCGUCUCAUCCAACGUCCGCUCUGCUGGUGCAUCUGUUGCUGGUUCAAUCUCUGGUGACUCCGAUGACCGCAGAAAAGACCAGGUCCUUUGGGCUUCCUUUGACAAGCUAGAACUUGGUUCAUCUUGUUUUAAGCAUGUCCUAUUACUAGGCUAUUCCAACGGAUUUCAAGUUCUUGAUGUUGAAGAUGCUUCUACUGUCACUGAGCUGGUUUCAAGGCGCGAUGGUCCAGUCACAUUCUUACAGAUGCAGCCUAUCCCCGCAGAAUCAGAUUGCAAUGAUGGAUUCAGAGCAUCUCAUCCAAUCCUUCUGGUUGUAGCCAGUGAUGAAACAAGAAUCUCUGGUUCAGUGCCAAGUAGGAGAGACGAUAUAACCAGGAAUAGCAGCCCUGAUUCACAAAGUGGAAAUUUUAUUAACUCCCCUUCGACUGUUCAGUUCUAUUCUCUGAAGUCUCACACUUACGUUCAUGUUCUGCGGUUCCGUUCGACAGUUUUUUUGGUCAGGUGCAGUCCACGGAUAGUAGCUAUCAGUCUUUCAUCACAAAUUUACUGUUUUGAUGCAUUAACUCUUGAGAACAAGUUCAGUGUCCUUACUUAUCCUGUCCCUCAAAUUGGAGUUGGGCCUAUUGCAGUUAAUGUUGGAUAUGGCCCAAUGGCAGUAGGCCCUAGAUGGUUAGCUUAUGCAUCAAAUAAUCCACUAUCAUCAAAUACGGGGCGAUUAAGUCCCCAAAGUCUUACGCCUCCUGGAGUUAGUCCUUCUACAUCACCUGGAAGUGGAAGUCUGAUGGCACGUUAUGCAAUGGAGUCAAGUAAGCAAUUGGCUGCUGGUUUAAUCAAUUUAGGUGACAUGAGCUAUAAGACUUUCACAAAGUAUUAUCAUGAGCAUUUUCCUGACGGCUCCAGUUCUCCCAUACGAUCAAACUCUGGCAGAAUUGUUGGCAGAAUCUCGACACAGUCAACUGAAAUGGACAAUGCCGGAGUGGUCGUUGUAAAAGAUAUAGUAUCUAGAGCUGUGGUUUGCCAGUUUAGGGCUCACACAAGCCCUCUAUCUGCCUUGUGUUUUGAUCCAAGUGGGACUCUUUUGGUCACUGCCUCUGUUCAUGGGAACAACAUAAAUAUCUUCCGCAUCAUGCCAUCUCCAAAUAGCUCAGUAAACCACGGCAAUGAGUGGAGUUCAUCUCAUGUCCACCUUUACAAGCUUCAUCGUGGAAUGACGUCAGCUGUUAUUCAAGACAUUUGUUUUAGUCAUUAUAGUCAGUGGAUAACUGUUGUUUCAUCAAAGGGGACAUGCCAUGUCUUCGUUCUAUCACCUUUUGGUGGAGAAACGGGUCUUCAGCUUAAGAAUUCUCUUCUCGAUGGGCCAGAUCUCAUACCCAUACAAUCCCAACCGUGGUGGUUUUCUGCUUCGUCUCUUAUGUUAAACCAGCAUCGUUCACCUCCUUCACUAAUUAAUCUAUCUGUGGUUAGCCGAAUAAGAGUUGGUAAUUCUGGGUGGCUAAAUACUGUGAGUAGUGCUGCAUCUUCUGCAACCGGGAAGGUUUUUCCGACAACUAGCAUUGUUUCUGCCAUUUUUCACAAUUCAGUACAGGAUGAUUUAAGUGCCUUGGAGCAUCUGCUUGUUUAUACUCCUUCUGGUAACUUGGUUCAAUAUGACCUUUUGCCUUCAGUUGGGGGAGGGGAACAAAGUGAAGCUGCUGCUCCAAGAACUGUAACGGGUUCUUCGAUGCAGAUGCAAGAUGAGGAGUUACGUGUUAAAUCUGAACCUGUUCAGUGGUGGGAUGUCUGUAGAAGGGAAGAUUGGCCUGAAAGAGGUGAACAAAUUUAUGGAAUUCAUCGUGUUAGUGAAGAAAAUGGUGAUAAAUUUGUGAAAGAUGGUUCUGAGCUUGAAGAAGGAGAUAUUAAAGAGAAGGAAUUGACAAAGUCUCAUGAACAUUCUCAUUGGUAUUUAUCUAAUGCUGAAGUACAGAUUAGGUCUGGGAAGCUACCAGUUUGGCAGAAGCCCAAGAUUUACUUUUUUAGAAUGAACCCUAUUUUGGGUUCUCCGGAUCAUCAAACUGAAGAUAGUACCCAAGGAGAGAUGGAAAUUGAAAAGAUCCAUGUCAAUGAGGUUCAGAUAAAGCGCAAGGACUUGCUGCCUGUGUUUGAUCGUUAUCACAGUAUUCAAUCUGAUAUGAGGUAUGACAGGGAUUAUGUUGGCGAGAGAUAUUCAUCUCCACUCAACUCUCAUGGAGUUUUUGAUGGGGAAAAACCUUCAUCUCCAUCAUACAGCUAUCGUAGUGCGUCAUCAAGAAUACCUGCAGAGAUCCGGGCCUCAGAAUCAAUGGAUCUCUCUGAAUCUCCUUCCAUCGCCUACAUGGUUAAUAAUUCCAUGGAUGAGGUGAAAAAUGUUAAAGGAAUAGAAAGUCCACUGACCGAAAAAAUCGGUGAAAAUAUUUCCAGAGAAGUUGAGUCCUCCAGUAGUGUUGUGACUAGCGAAUCUUCGAACAACAGUUCUAACCGUUCUGACUCGAGUUUGAAUAUCAUCGAUGUGGGACCAGUGGAUGAAGAUAUGAAUGAGCCAAUAGAUUUCGGGCACUAUUUUGACGAGGGAUAUUGUAGAGCUUCAAUUCGCGAUGAAAGCUCAGCACCCGCACAAGCUACUAUUACUAGUACUACUAACUUUGACGGAAGUAACAGUCCUUGCCUGAAAGAGAAUUUGGAGGAAGAUGGGGAAAGCGAUGAUAUGUUGGGUGGUGUCUUUGCCUUCUACGAAGAAGGCUGAUGAUUAUCUGGUUCGGUUUGCGAUCCCCAUCCCUCCUAUAUAUGUUUGAGGCAAGCAAAAAAGAGGUAAAUAGAAAUGGUAUCUACUAACAAGAACUGGGAAAGACCCAGACAUAUUCUUUGGUUGAUGGAUGGGGUUAAAGGAGAAAAAGGAAGGCUUUGGCUUGCUCUUUUUUUUAUUUUUUUAUCUUCUUUUGUCCUUCUAAUGUUCUCAUGUAAAUGCUGUAUAUUUUCACUAGACUAUAGAAAUGAUUUGUAUGGAUGGAUUGAUUUAUGUUUUUAUGUAAACAAUAUUUGUUGUUUUAUGAGAGGAAAAUGGAAGGAAAAAAAUAAGGAAAUAUUUAUUUUGAA
Molecule: messenger RNA, 3445 nt
Organism: Impatiens glandulifera
Lineage: Eukaryota; Viridiplantae; Streptophyta; Magnoliopsida; Ericales; Balsaminaceae
Product: autophagy-related protein 18h-like
Exons: 9
Coding region: 243-3095 (950 amino acids)
Biological process (GO): response to starvation; autophagy
Cellular component (GO): cytoplasm
Molecular function (GO): protein binding
Source: RefSeq, a predicted model, not a curated record